GGGGGCCCCCGGCGGCGCCGGCCCCACGCCGGCACCAAGGAGCGCCGCGCGCGGCGGCUGGAGAGCAACGAGAGGGAGCGCCAGCGGAUGCACAAGCUCAACAACGCCUUCCAGGCCCUGCGGGAGGCCAUCCCCCACGUCAAGGCCGAGAAGAAGCUGUCCAAGAUCGAGACGCUCACGCUGGCCCGCAACUACAUCCGCUCCCUCACCGCCAUCGUCCUGGGCGUGUCGGGCGGCUGCCGGCCCCCCGCCGAGCCCCCCGCCCACCGGCUGCAGGGCGAGGAGAGCCUGGCCCGGUAUCUCUCCCAGAUCCGCAGCUUCAGCCAGGGCAGCUAGCCGGGCCGGGCCGGGCCGGGACCGGACUCCAGAGGCCAGGCAGAGCCUGGGCCGGCCUGCGCCGGACCCCCUCGCCCACCGCUGUGGCUGUGACUCUGACUGCCCGGCGCCCCGACACUGAGGUCGCCUCCUGGACCCCCCCCGGCCUGCCCCUCGUUAACGCAGGCGGCGGUGUGCAGAGGUGGGACCGC
This is a messenger RNA of Lepisosteus oculatus (spotted gar), 527 nucleotides long. RefSeq names its product basic helix-loop-helix family, member a15 (gene bhlha15). Gene Ontology annotation, biological process: sensory organ development; axon development; positive regulation of transcription by RNA polymerase II. The record is from RefSeq and is a predicted model, not a curated record. Gene Ontology annotation, cellular component: nucleus. Gene Ontology annotation, molecular function: protein dimerization activity; DNA-binding transcription factor activity, RNA polymerase II-specific; E-box binding. NCBI's taxonomy places the organism in Eukaryota, Metazoa, Chordata, Actinopteri, Semionotiformes, Lepisosteidae.